Messenger RNA from Pantherophis guttatus, 5060 nucleotides. RefSeq names its product LRAT domain containing 2 (gene LRATD2). Lineage: Eukaryota; Metazoa; Chordata; Lepidosauria; Squamata; Colubridae. The record is from RefSeq and is a predicted model, not a curated record.
CGCCGGCGGGCCACCCACCCACCCCGCAGCCCGGGCUCCCUCGCUUGUUGCUCAGGCCGGCGGUCGGGACGAUCGGCCAAAGGAGCACCAGGGACCAUGAAGGAGGCGAGCGGCAACUCGGGGCUGCCCGCGAUCGGCGGCUGAAGAAGAGCCCGACGGGGACGGCCAAGUGGAAGCGAGCAGCCUGGUGGAGGUGGGGGUGAGGGGCUCCACGUCCGUCCGUCCGUCCCUACGUCCGAUCCUCGAUCCCCUCUCUCUACUUCCCCCCGAGCAACCCCCGCCAAGCCUGGUAAGUUUCCAGCGCCGUCCGCCUCCCAUCAUCGAUCCGCCGCUCAGGACGGAGGAAGAAGAGGAGGAGGAGGAGGAGGAGGAGAAAGAGAAGGAGAGGCGGGGGCAGGUCUGGGGAGUGGAUCAGGUGACGGCAGCAAACCCGGCGCACCUGGGCUGGUCGACGGGUUGUUUGUUCUGAGGAGGCGGCCGGCCAGCAGGCAUGGGGAAUCAGGUAGAGAAACUGACCCACUUAAACUACAGAGAGGUUCCCACAGCCGACCCAGCCGGCAUGGACCGAGAUGAGGGUCCCCGAAUUGGAGUUUCUUACAUAUUUUCCAAUGAUGAUGAUGAUGUAGAGCCUCAACAAGACCCAGCAGAGCUCGGUGGGGAACACCCUGCGUCACAACCGUACGACCCGCAACUUCACGAAGUGGAAUGCUCCAUUUAUUACCGGGACGAGUGCAUCUAUCAGAAGAGUUUUUCCGGCGACCACAACUCGUCUGGUGAGGUGGGGGGUGGUGGAGGAGGAGGGGGCCAUUUCACCACUUACACACCAGAAAACCUACUGAACAAGUGCAAAGCUGGCGAUCUGAUAGAAUUUGUGUGCCAGGCCCAGUACCCUCACUGGGCAGUGUACGUAGGAGACUUCCAAGUUGUACACCUUCACAGACUUGAAGUGGUGAACAGUUUUCUCACCGACGCCAGCCAGGGCCGACGGGGGCGCAUCGCGAACCACUUGUACCGCUACAAACCGCUCAAUCCCGCCACCGUGGUACGAAACGCCCUGGAUCAGGUAGGCCGCAAAGACCAAGAUCUCAGCUGGAGGAACUCUGAAUGUUUUGCCGCCUGGUGCCGUUACGGCAAGCGCGAGUUCAAAAUUGGGGGCGAACUGCGCAUAGGGAAGCAACCUUACCGGUUGCAGAUCCAGCUGGGAGAUAAACGCAGUCACACGCUUGAGUUUCAGAGCCUGGAAGAUCUCAUUAUGGAAAAACGAAGGAACGAUCAAAUCGGGAAAGUGGCCGUCAUCCAAGAAUUGUCCAGCCAUCUCCAGGCAGCCGAGGCCGACAACGAAGACGGUGGUGCUAAUGGCAAACCAGGUGCCUGGACUGUUACUGAGUAGCAGUCCUUGCACAGUCUGGCUGCUUAACCUUGGCGACGGAUUAAAACUGAAUCCUGCGAAAUUGAGCUGUUAUAAGCCCUUUGGGCUCUUCCAGUGCAGGUUGACUCCAUGUGAAGGAAAGGGGCAAAGCUGAUUAAGCAUCGGUCCUUCAGCACUUAACUCCUUUGGUGCUUGCUUGAAACCAGCAAGUUUAUACGGUUGAGGGUUAAAUCUCAGGAAGAUCUUCCUCACUCGCUGUUUUAUGCAUUUAAGUCUCUCUCUUCCCAAAUUGCACCCCUGUUUCUCCUGCUUUGAGCUUCUGGCUUGUUUUAAAUUGGACGAGAUCCAGCAUCAGUGAAUUUAACAGGAUUCAAUGUUUUAGCAAGGUCAUUUCUUCCCUCCCCCCCCCCCACUUCCCCCCUCCCUUUUCCUCCUACCCUGUUUUGGCAUUUCUGGAAUCUCUGUCCCUUUCAUUCUGCUGGUUAUGACCUUCCAUUCUUCCUGUCCCCGGAUAUCUCUGUGAGGAUUUAAUGGCUAAAUUAUUGUGCAUUUGGGGGGGGGGGUCACAUUUGGUUGGCCUGCUUGCGCUGAAGGAUUUGGCAAAGUUGCAAAGCAGAAGUAGCAUUUGUUGGCUGUGGCCGAAGGGCCUUUUCUGGAUGGUUGUGGAGGGAUGUAACCUGUUUGCACAGAAGUGGGAUUACAAAGUGGAAUUACCCUGGAAUAAGGCCUGCAGCUUUUCAUUUAGGAACCAGCUACCAAGAAACUUUUUCCCUUUAAUUACAGUGUAAAGUUGAGUUAAGCCAUGGCCAGCCAGUCUUUUUAUAAGUUAUUGAAAUUUAGUGGGAAGGCAGCUAAACCCUCUUAGCACCAGUGGUUACAGCAGGAUUAAUUUGCUACAAAUCCAAGCACUGUUUGGGCACAUUAUGUAUUGUUGGAAAAGGUGACACAAGAGACAGGCAAUGUUUUUAAAAAUGAAUUUUAUUCCUAGGCAGUGAAGCUGGUUGUCUUAUUUUUACUCUUAAAUGCCUGAGGACUAGGCUUUUAUGCAUUGGAGAAAAAAAAACAACACUUUUUCUUUCAGUCUGUUUUAUCAUUUCUUUAUGUAUAAAAUCAUUGAUUUGAGAAGCCCGGCAUCUUCUCUGCAUUUUUUCCAGUCUAUUUGUUUGGUUUCAUUCUGUAUAGUAAGUCAGCAAAGCACAUCCUCCCCAUUAACAAUAGGGGGAAAAAAGGAAAGGGACGGUACAUAUUGUUCAUUUUCAGGUUAGGGAAUUUCUGUCUUCAGCCCCUCAAGCUGAUCUCUGUUGAUCCCUUCUUUUUUCUUGGUGGACUUUUGCUUCUCUAGGGAUAUUGUUAACGCAAGGAAGAGAAAGCAGACUUGCCUUGUUGGCAAGUCACAAUUAUAAAAAAAGAGAACUGGUAAAAAAGUUCUGCUUGGGCAUUAUUGCUGCUAACAUGAAACUGCAGCUGUGUAGUUGCCAAUCCUAUAAAAAAAAUUGUUCCGCAUGCAUUAGCUAGGAGCUGUGCUUCAGGAGUUGCUUUGUAGCUAGGAAUUUGUUAUCUUCAUUCCGAUCAGCAAAUAGAAGAAGCAAGAAUUGUGUGUUUUGGUUAACCGACUGUUAACUUCCUUGCUAAUGGCUGAUUUGUCAUAAAAGCCUCUGAUUUGUUUUAAGUAGUAAAGUUGCACAUUUGGAAGCAAAGGUGUUUGGUGUAACUAAGCAGCAUUUUAAAACAUGCUUAGCAAUUAUUAACCACCACUUAAAGCAGACAAUAUUCUCUGCUACCUCUUCAUUGCAAAACCAUGUAAGGGAUGCUUUUCAACCGCAUGCAUCCAAUUACCAUAUUUUGCAGAGGGUUGAAUUGAUGUUCUGGUGGUUGGUUAUUCUUCUAGAAUGGGUGUCUGCAACCCGUGGCUCUGGAGCCACAUGCGGCUCUUUCGUCCCCCUGCUGUGGCUCCCUAUCGGCUGAACCCACCACUGGCUGGUCCCACCUGUCAUCCUCCCCUUCCAGUCACUCCUCGCCUGACCUGAGAGAGAUGAGAGAGAGAGACGGAGACGGAGACGGGGACACAGAGAGAGAGAUACUUGUUUCCCACAGAAAACACUGGAAGCCACAAAACCUGAGUAGGCGCGGCUGGGGUGUGUGUCAUGUGACUGGGUGGGAGUGAGUGACAUCGAGUUGGCCACACCCACCCAGGUUUUGUGGCUCCCGGUGUUUUCUUUUCUGUGGGAAACAGGUCCAAAUGGCUCUUUCAGCAUUUAAGGUUGCAGAUCCCUGCUCUAGAGUAAGCGACAUUGAAUUGUGGGUUGAUAAGUGAGGGAAAGACAGUGAUGUAAAGUCUUGCUCCUUUUUCACUUUGUACUUCAUUUGUUCCAGCGGUGGCUAGACGGUGCCACAAAUCACUUUAGACAAAUCACUGAUCAUCUGAAAUGAGCUUAGGCCGGUGGUCCUUGAUCUUAUAAAGAAACAUUCUCCGUUGUCCUUUUUUUUGUAGCAUUCAGCCAGAAGUUAGUAAUCACGUGACGAAAGGCUGUUUUGCUAUCUAUCAAAAAGUCCCACCCUUUUUAAAAAAAUCCUUCCUGUGGUUUGAAAAAUGCCUAGCAGAGAAAAAUGCACAGUUAUAUGAUUCCUUCCUAUUGCUGCUUAGUUUAUCUUCACUUUAGCUUCCUAUAUAUUGGGACACCCAAACCAGGUUAAUUUCCCCAAUUCCUCACCUAUAGAUUAAAGUGGUGCAAUCCAGGCAAUUUGCUACUGUACUGUUAUUCUGCUGAAGGUAUAACCCGCCAUUGUCAACCCAUAAAUGUCUUGCAUACCAAACAAGGACCAGCUUAACUUCAAGAACUUUGGUUUAUUCUGCUAAUGCACUGUGUGAUUGUUUGCAUUCAGGAAGAGGGAAGCGAGUCAUGCAGAAAGUGAGAUAAUCCAGCGCUAAUUUGGUUUUCCUCCCUUUGCUUCUGAGAGUUCAGAAGUUGGCGAUAAGCGAAGUUGAUAAAGGUCUCAAGGAGAUACCUGUUGGGUUGGAAACGGUGUCUUUUUAGGAACGUGAUGUUAUUCUGAGGUAUGUGCUCUGCAUACCUUGAUUGUCAAGCUCAUAUGCAAUAUUGUAUGUUUUUUAAGCACAAAAAUCUGAACGUACCGAACUUGGCUAUUGACAAGCAGAACAGGUCCUUUAAGCAGUGCUGGUGAGGACAUCUGGAGGUACUUCUGAUGGAUGCUCAUCAAAGCUUCUACAGCUGUCACCGUAAGAGGAAAAUUUGCAGUGGAAAAAAAAAACUCUGCAUAUAUUUUCCAGGAAUACACAAUAAGCAGGACCUUGCUUCCAUUUUAGGACUGAUCAGCAUGGAGAACUCAUUACAAAAUAGUAAAAAUGUUUACUGCUAUUAAAGAGGCCAAGAAGAUGUUCUUCCUGUUAAAUCCAGCAACUGGAUCCUAGCUUCAGAGUUGAUAUUUAGUUAUUAAUGAUUCUGAAUUUUGUAGAGAACAAAACUUAUUUCGCUAUGUAAUAGUGGUUGUAAAAUGAUAUUUUCUUACAAGUAUUUUUGAAAGGAAUUCCAUCAUGAAAAUAUUUACAUUUUUUGAAAGCUGUAUUAUUUUCACAGAGAAAUAUAUCCUCCAAAUCAACUUUUGUUUAUUUUUGUCAUUGGUAAUCUAAAAGUAUUUUCUAGAUCAUAAAUAAAGUGUACAAGAAAUGAUA